GCUCGAGGAGCUGGACGAGGCGCGGCAGCCGUACGUGGACGAGUUCGAGGACGAGUCCGAGGAGGAGGAGGAGGAGUAGCGUAGUCAUGAAUGACAUAAUCCACAAUCACGUGUUUAAGGUUUCCGGCGAGACUCGGCAGCGCACUGCCGGCGCGCAGGAGCACCGCCACAGCCGGUCGCCAUCGUGGCUUGCGGGCUGAAUGAGAAUCUUUGUCAACUGACAGCCGUCGCUUCGACUCAACAAAUCCGCAAACCGCCGUCACCGACGCUUCCUCACCGUCUCCACCACCCCAGCCCGCCAUGAACGGCUACUACUCCUACCCGCCGCCGCCGCAGUACGGCAUCUGGCCGUCGCCCGGCCCGCCUCCGCCCAUGCAGCCCCCGGCCCUGCCCCCCUUCGCCCAGAUGCCGCUCCAGUCCUCGAUGCCCCCGGCGCCCGCUCCCGUCUCCCGGCGGCCCUUCAGACAGCGCCGGAAAGACCCCUCCUGCGACGCCUGCCGCGAGCGCAAAGUCAAGUGCGACGCAUCAGAGUCCUCCGCCUGCUCGGAGUGCACCUCCCGUAAGCUCAAGUGCCAGUUCACAAAGGACUCCUCGCGCAGGAUGUCGUCCCUCAAACAGGUCCAGGACCUCGAGCGCCAGCUGGCCCACGCUCGAGCUCGCAUCGCCGCCUUGGCCGACGCUUCUCCUCCCAUCGCUUCCUCCAUCUCCUCGCCCUCCUCUCCUCUGGCGCCUCCGUCCGCGAUCGUCUCCCACGUCGGCGGGCCCCAGCCAAACUUCGACUUUGCCCAUCUGCGGCAGCAUCUCCUGCAAUACAAUCGAGGCGUCUUCAAGCCCCCGGCCGGUUUCCGCGAGGCAGCCGAGCCCACUUCUCACAUGCUCGCCGUCUCCUCGCCCGCUUCCCUCCCCCCGCGCUCAGAAGCGAACGCGCUGCUCGAUGCCUACUGCGAGACUAUCCACAAAUGGCUCCCCAUCCUUCACUGGCCGACCUUCCUCGAGCAAAUAGACUGUCUCUACGCUAGCGACAGCGGUCUCGCCGAGGUCUCUCCCGCCUGGGCAUCCACCUUCUUUGCCGUCCUCGCAUGCGGUGCGCGAGGGCAGUCGCUCCACGGUGAUCUAGCCCGGCGUGCUACCGAAAAGGGCCGCAAGUACGUCCUCAUCGCCUGCUCCUACACCGACCUUUUCACCGACGCUUUUGAGGUAGACCACUGUCGCUCUGCUCUUUUGGUUGCUGUCUUCCUGCUCGACCUGAACUGCACUUCCGCGGCGUGGACCUGGGUCUCUGCCGCCCUCCGUAAAGCACAGGACAUUGGCCUGCACUGCGAGCGCGACCAAAACCUUAGCGGUCUCUCGCCUAUCGACAUCGAGCUUCGUCGUCGCGUGUGGUGGGCAAUCUACGUAUGGGACCGCCUUCUUUCCUCAGAAUUAGGCCGCCCAUACCUGGUCUCCGACGACGACUGCAGUGUCGCUUUUCCUGCUCCUGUCGACUGUGUCAAUAUCACCCCUCUUGGCGUCAACGUUGAAUCGAUGCGAUCUAUGUCUAUACCCACGCAGUCGCAGAACGGAGAGUCGGAUGUCGAUUCAGACUCUGAUGUUGAUGACGACGACGAGCAUUACUACGAAGACGAAUACAAUCAGAGACCACCGCGGCUAGUUGCGCAGACAGCGGCCGGUGCCUUCUUCAUCCCUACGAUCCACGUCCUGCGCAUCCUCACCCCUCUACGACAAACUUUGAAAUCCACCGUUCUCAGCAGACAGACGCUAGCCACCUUUGACCAAUACUUUUACCAGUUCUGGGCAGCCUUCCCGUUCCUUUCUCCUGGAACUGCCGGCACUCUCGGCGAGCAUUUGGAUCCCCACUCUCUAGUUCCAGUCACUCUAAUGCAGAACCUGCGGCUGAUCCUACAUCGGCACAAUCUCACGCCCUAUGCGCCCUCCGAUCUGCGAACGUUGGCGCUCGAUCGCUGCGCGGUUAUUGCCAUGGAAACCGUCGCCUUUCUUUCUCGGACCAUGAUCAACCCUGCACGAGUGGAUGAGAGUGCGACUGGCAAAGACUCGCAUUCACAAGCUGAGCUUUGGGUGGCCAGAAUUGUGGGGAAUAUCACUGCGUUUGAGAUCACUCACAUUCUGCGCGCAUGCCUUGCUCUCAUGAGCCGUGGGCUGUUCAGGCAUGCUAUAGUCUGUAUCAAGACGAUGUCUGCUGUCCACGAUCACCGAGAAGUCAAUAUUGCUGGAGGCCUGUACCUUGAAGGAUUUCUCAGACUGAUGCAAGCUCGUAUCUCUGAGCAUAACACGACCAACGGCGUGCGAACUCCGUACCUUAUCGAAGAAGACGAAGAUCUGCUUGCGUUGGUAUCGUGUGAUGUACAGGCUACGGCCGACUCUUGGAUCUGGAGAGAUCCAAAAUCCGAUGUCAAGCGCGAACCGGAGGAGAAGACUACGUUGCCAAACGACAGGAAGCAGGCGGAAGUCGUGCCGCACUCGUUCAAGUUCGAUGUCGCGACCGCGCUGCCGCACGAGUCGUCUAAUUCCUCGCCGUCGUCGUCCGAAUGCCAUAGUUCUCCAACUAGUUUUCGGCGCGCGAGUGUGUCUGAAGAUAGCCGUCAAAAGGAGCACGUCGACGAGGCCUGGAACAAGUGGGCUAGUCUCGAGACGAUGAUGAACGCUAUGGACCGUGAACGGUGUCUGGAAAAGUCGCGCGAGAUGUUUGUCUCGCGGGCACGAUCGCAGCUGAACAUGCAAAUGGAUUUGAUGUUUGUCUCGAGCGAUAUAGGCGAGAUCCUGGUGCCUACAGUCAAGCGCGCGUCAGAGAAGCGAAAAUCAGAAAAGAAGGCGCCGGUGGAGAAGCCACAGCCGACGGUGAAGCCGGAAGUGGAUCAAGCGGCGGAGGAUGAAGAAGAAGCUAGACGAGCGCAGGAGAUGAAGAGAGCGCGGAUCAGUAUUGCGAAUAUUAUAUAAGACGUUGGGGGUGUAUGCUAUGUUUGUACAAAAGGUUUCUGGUUAUCUCUGUUUAUGUAUUUGGGGAUGUUGGGAUAUAUUAUGAUUUUUAUGAUUGUGUGUUUGGUUUUGUUAUACUCGGGGCGUAAGAUGGAAGGCGAGCAAAAUGACUGUUAUGUAUAUGAUGUCUUUCCGCUUUGAAUGACUAGUUGAUUGUCCAACUGUAUCCUUGACUGAUACCAAGAGUAGAAAGCUGGUGGAAAGCAGAAUGCUAUGUAAUGUAUUAGUAAGCCAAACUCUAUUGCUUGGGACUUACAAAAUUUAUCUCAGAUCAACUCAUCGACUGUUCAAACGCA
Molecule: messenger RNA, 3290 nt
Organism: Myxozyma melibiosi
Lineage: Eukaryota; Fungi; Ascomycota; Lipomycetes; Lipomycetales; Lipomycetaceae
Product: fungal-specific transcription factor domain-containing protein
Exons: 1
Coding region: 301-2955 (884 amino acids)
Biological process (GO): regulation of DNA-templated transcription; DNA-templated transcription
Molecular function (GO): DNA binding; DNA-binding transcription factor activity, RNA polymerase II-specific; zinc ion binding
Source: RefSeq, a predicted model, not a curated record